GGCGGCUUGGGCGACGGGGUUGCCUGGUUUGGGGCGGCUGUCACUGAAGUUCGGCUCUUCGUUAGGCCUGGCUUAUGACUCGCAGCAGCAACUGCAGCUGCUGCGUACGUGUCCUGAUUUGGGUCGGCUGACACAGCUGCGGGCGCUACAACUGGUGGGGGUGGUUCCUAACCAGGCAACUGCGUCCUGUUUGGCGCGGCUGACAGGGCUGCAGCACCUGCAUUUGGAGAUGGGGCAUGACGGGUUCGACAAUUCAAUGCAGGUCAUCGACCUCCGCCUCCACACCCUCUUAACCAGCCUUGUCUUCAUCGCCCGACCGCUGGGACACCCCUCAGCGGCAUCCCCGCCAUACCGGGGCUGCAGCCGCACCUGCAUCCCAGCCAUCAACCCCAUGCCGUGUCCCCAAGUCCUCCGCCGGUCGCUGCAGCUCCUGCCCCCCUCCCUGGAGGCGCUUGCCGUGGACAUGCUGCCCUGGCGCCCCCGCCAACCCACCUUGGAACCGGGCGGGCGAUGGCGGCAAGAGCCCCAGCUGGCGCUUGCUGCGACCGCGCCCGCACCCCCGCCCUCAGUAGCAUCAGCAACUGCAGCAGCAGCAGCAGCGCCAAUAAAGCCAAGACUGCGGCUGCUGGCAUGUCCUCCCGACCUGCUCCCAUGCCUGCUAGAUCUGGGCCUGCAGCUGCAACACCUGACUUGCCUGCGACUGUGUGCCGUACGGCCUGCUGCGGAGGCGUCCGCUACAUGGGGGACACAAGUGGGCUUGCCGUACGAUUGUUGUUUUCGUUGCAGCAGUUGUGGUGGCUGCAUGGGUGGAUCCGCUGUUGGGUCGUACGGCUGCGGUAGCGACCUUUCUAGCGGCGGUCAUAAUGGUGACAACAACGUUCAUGCAUGCUGUACGGCAGGGGCACCGCAGGAUUUGUGCCGUACAGGGCCGUACAAGACAAUCGGAACGCCGGCAUUGUCGUCAGUUGGUUCAGGAAUGGAGCUGGUGGCGUUGACGGCUCCCAAGGCGGUGUACGGCUGUACGGAAGUCCUAGCGGCGCUGAGGGCACUGCCGCCGCAUUUGUUGUCAUACACACAUUUGAGUCGUACAACAACGGUGGUGGAGGCGGGAAUGGCUUCAGUGGUGGCAUCAGGUGAGGUGGGACGCCGGGAAGGGUAAGGGUGAAGGUGGGGAUGAGGAGAGGCAGCAUCAACGGCGGUGGGGGCAUCAGCGGCGGGGGCGAGUGAUGUUGGUAGUCUCGCGGUUGCAGGGCUGGGAGGUGGAGGUGCUGAACAGGGAGGUGGAGGCGGCGACGGCGGGCAGGUGCGCAUGUGAGCUGCUGGCUGGCUGAGGGUUGGGGUUUAGUCGCAGAGGGGGCUUUGCGUUGAACUGGUCAUUAAUUUUUUCUAGGUGGACGACCAUCCACAGCAGGGGUGGUGGUAGCGAAAUGGGCGCCAUGCUGCGAGCAGGGAUAUGAACUCAACGGAGCCGAAGGUUAUAUGUAAACCAAACAUGGG
Molecule: messenger RNA, 1497 nt
Organism: Astrephomene gubernaculifera
Lineage: Eukaryota; Viridiplantae; Chlorophyta; Chlorophyceae; Chlamydomonadales; Astrephomenaceae
Source: the annotation of a GenBank genome assembly